Messenger RNA from Dermacentor silvarum, 13120 nucleotides. RefSeq names its product sodium/potassium/calcium exchanger 4-like. The record is from RefSeq and is a predicted model, not a curated record. The coding region runs from base 423 to 3107 and encodes 894 amino acids. Gene Ontology annotation, biological process: intracellular calcium ion homeostasis; calcium ion transmembrane transport. Gene Ontology annotation, molecular function: calcium, potassium:sodium antiporter activity; calcium channel activity. Gene Ontology annotation, cellular component: membrane. The transcript has 17 exons. Lineage: Eukaryota; Metazoa; Arthropoda; Arachnida; Ixodida; Ixodidae.
GGGAGUGGGCGGUUGCGUACGACGCCUGUAGGUCAGUGCGGCGAAGCAGCGCUCUGAAGUGCACGCUCGCAGCCGUUGCCGCCGCCGACCUUUCUAAACACAAACACACGGGCGGGGCAGAGAAGAGAGGAACUGCGUUACGAGCCUUUCGGAGAGUGAGUGAAAAAAAGACGUGCGGUGGAGCCCGGACUCUGGCCAUGGUGGUGACGACGGUGGAGGUAGCAGCGGCAGCGGCGGCGUUGGGCAUCUAGCGACGACUCCCAUCUUCGAGACUAGCGCGACGAAAGUUCGUUUUUCGGUUCUUUAGCGAUCGUCGGCGAGCGAAGAAAAAAAACCACCGCAGCGAGAACUAUAGGAAGCCGCGCGUCAGCAGCAGCGGCUUUUCGACGAAAGGGCGACGCAGGUGCGGCAGCCAGCCAGCUAUGGAGCACGGCGCGGUCAACACCGGGGGCCCUAGCCCCGAGUGGAGCGAGACUCCGCCGCUCGGUGCUCGACGAUUUGUCGCGGGACGAGCUAGGCAGCGCGCCGUGCGCAAGGCGGUCGCCCUGCUCGCCUUCCUCGCCGCCUGCUGCGCACUGUCCCGGCUCAAGACGGUCACGCCUGAGACCAAUGGCUACGCGACAGCCCGUCGUCUGCUCUCAACCGGCGCAGCGGCGGAAGCAGACGACGUCCCGGGUCCACCUUCGCAGGAACCGGAAGUCGCGCCGGCGCCCAGGAGACACGUAAGCCCACUUUCUAAACGAGCCUUGCACGCCGAAAACUCCACCGGAGAUAAAAUACCAACGAGAGAAGGUGACGAACCGAAGCCCAAGCCGUCGGCCGGAGGCAAUGGGGGCAAAGGAAAGCCGAGGGACAAAGACGAAGCAGAAGCCGCAGGCAAUGGCGAAGGAAAGCAGACGAACUCGCAGCCCCGUGGCGAAGGAACAGACGACGAAAAGGCGAAAGGCGAGACGCCCGGGGAGCCGGGCCAGGACGAGCCGAGAGCAGACGAAAAACCACCAGACGGAUCGGGCAAAAAGGCCGAAGAAAAGUCACAGCAGGUUUCCAAGGGACAGCCGGCGAGCGCGGACAAGGAGCCCGGGACCAAACCGAAGCAAGAGAAUGAGCAGAAGCCAACAAAACCAGACGAGGAAAACAGGGCCAAAGUAAAAUCCAAGGACGAAUUGCCGCAGCCGGACAAGGAGUCGAAGCCGAAGGCGGAUCAAGGAUCGAAGACGGAUACGCAUCCAGGGUCGAAGCCGAAGUCGGGGAACGAAACGGACGGCGCGAAGCCGGUGCCAAAGACGAGCGACAAGUCCACAUCGGGAGAAGGAGCUACGGAUUCAAAGUCCAAAGGGGAACCGAAGGAGGAAGACAAGCCUAUCCAGGGAAACGAAAAACCCAGGGAAGGCGGCGCCGAAGGAGAAGAACCGAAACCUCCGGGAGAAGAGACCGGCCCAAGCAGGAACGCUUCCAAGAACGCUACGAAGGCGGCCGAAGCCGAGGAAGACAGGCGGAGCAACAAAACAAAAGGCGAAGAGGUGGAGGAAAUACGCUGCAUUAGACCUGCGUACCACGAGUUCCCGCCGGACCUCUUCUCGCACGAGGCCCGUGCCAAGGGCGGCGUGAUCGUGCACAUCCUGGUCGUGCUCUACAUGUUCUACGCGCUGGCCGUGGUCUGCGACGACUACUUCAUCGCUUCGCUCGAGGAGUGCUGCGCCCGGCUGAACCUGUCCGAGGACGUGGCCGGGGCGACCUUCAUGGCAGCGGGCAGCUCGGCGCCCGAACUCUUCACCGCCAUCCUCGGCGUCCUUAUAGCAAAGGGAGACGUAGGCACUGGUACCAUCGUCGGCUCGGCUGUGUUCAACGUGCUUUUCGUCAUCGGACUAUGCGGAAUCUGCUCCGGAAAGGAGGUUCCGGUGACCUGGUGGCCCCUGUUCCGGGACUCCACCUUCUACGCGUUCACCGUGGUCAUCCUGAUCCUGGUGAUCUAUGACGGUGAGGUCACAUGGUACGACUCCCUCUUCAUGCUGCUCCUGUACGGAGUCUACAUCGACAUCAUGAAGUACAACAAGAGGAUCCACCUAUGGGUGGCCGCCACAUUUGGCAUCCACGAGGAAGAACAGACUUCGCUCGGCCUCACGUCUGCAGGCUACGAUGCCAAAAACUACAGCUCCUACGUGCCAUUCAACAAUGAAAUUGAUGACUUCGCCCAGCAAAAUGCUACCAGAAACACACGGCCCCUGGAUGAAGUGAUCAGAGAUAGCCGGAGAAGGCCCACUUUAUACGAAGCGGCGUUACGAAUGCUCAUGACCCGAUACUUCCGCCCCAAAACCCGUUUCUGGGCGGCAGCAAAAAGGAUCACUCACGAGCACAAGCGCAUUUGCCGUGGGGAGAUCCAGCACUUACCUUCCCAGACCUCUCUCGACCCCAACGACAUGGUCCGACGUGGCAAGAGUUCCAGUGUCGAUGUUGCUCUGUCAACAGAGGCUGACUGGAAAAGAGUUCCCUCGCUGAGGGAGGGCCCCUGGGCGCUGCUCAAGUGGGUAUUGCAGGCGCCCCUGCUGGCAACACUGCACUACACGGUGCCGGACUGCCGGACCGCGACCGGCAAGCGGCUGUUCAUGCUCAGCUUCAUCAUGUCCAUCUUCUGGACGGCGGCCUUCUCCUACGUCAUGGUCUGGAUGGUGACCCUCAUUGGCUACACAAUGGGGAUCCCGGACACGAUAAUGGGCAUCACAUUCUUGGCAGCAGGUACCAGUAUACCUGACGCCUAUGCCAGCCUCCUGGUCUCCCGACAAGGUCAAGGAGACAUGGCCAUAGCAAACAGUAUUGGGAGCAACGUCUUCGACAUUCUAAUAGGUCUAGCACUGCCAUGGCUGAUUCAGACAGGGAUGGUCGAACCUGGGUCACUUGCUUACAUCAACAGCGGGGGCCUGGUGUGGUCAGUUGUCUUGCUAUUCCUUACCAUCAUCAUAACAAUCUACACCAUUCACCGGAGCCACUGGCUGCUCACCAGGAAGCUGGGCAUCUUCCUCAUGGUGGUGUACGCCAUCUUCCUCGUCAUCUGCAGCGCGGUUGAGUUCAACCUGCUGGGAUACGUGAACCCACCGAUGUGCGCGGAGUGAGCCGGAAGUCGCGGGUCCCUUUGCAAGGUCUCCAUAGGUGUCUAGUGUGGGUCUGUUCUAGUCGCCCGAUGUUCAUCUCGGAGAAUGAUUCCCAGAGUGUACAAGCACAUACACACUGCAAUGCCUGGUGAAUGUUGGGCAAUGCAGGGCAAUGCUGGGCAAUUGCUGGAAAAAGGGAAAAAAGCAGCCCUCUAGACUUAUUUUGCAUCAUCAGUGUUGAGGUACAAGAUAGGGUUGCCACCUUUGUUAAGACUAAACAAUGGCUGUUGGAAGCGGGGGCAACAGAGAGAUGCAAUGCUUAAAUUGGUUGUUGUUGUUGAACAUACAUUCAAAGGGGGCCCUGAAACACUUUUUUAAACAUAGUACGAAAACAUUGCCAAUCUGUACAAGAGGCUCCCGUGAACAUGUGAGCCAAAUAUUAUUGCACUGCAAGCAGCAGGAAAUUUACAAUGCCGUGUCGAAAACAGCGAAAAAUUGCUUGCCCUCGCUUCCGCAGUGUCGUCAUGCAGCAUCAUCGCAAGCAGCUGGACCCACCAACAGCUGUUGGCUGAUUUCGUGAUCGGGAUAACACUCUUGGUAGCACAUAAUUGCUAAUAUUUAGUUAAGUAAAUGAAAAAUAUAUAUGUCUGCAAUCUCAAAAAGACAAAAGUCAUUUCACCUUUACACUGCCAGUCUAUGCACGGCAGUUGCAUGUAGCUGUGUGCUGCAUGGAGUAUAGUCUACCGCAACCACCAUGGGGUGCCACGAUGAGCCCUUUCGCCGUAUUUCACUACUGAGAGACUCAACUUUUGGGCUGGGCUUUGCCCCCUUGGCUUCUCCCCUGUGUAGCGUCCAGCACGCUAGUGGGGACGAAAAGAGAGAGAAAGCCUCUUAUUGGUGCGAUAACUCCACUUAUACUUGAUGGAUUCGGAAAAUAUGCAGCAUGAGAUUUGUGAGACAUCCUUUAAUAGUGAGGCCAUUCUAUGACUAGCUAUAAAAGUGCUUCAGGGCCCCUUUAACUAGCACAAGAAGGAAAAGUAGUUAUAAGUUUUAUACAUAUAGAAAAUGCUUUUUGUAUGAUUAAAUUAUCUUUGUUUAAACACAGAGAAUGAAGAAGUAAAACACUGUAUUAAAAGCCAUAUGCCAUGUAGGCUAGCCAUAUGUACUGCAAAAUUUGGGCAUCGUUACGUAACGAACCGUUUUGGUACUAUUAACACAGUGUGUUAAAACUCCAAAGCAUAAAUCAGACCAUAGUGCACUUGAACUUCUCCACCGGUGGUCAUUCCUGUGAUGUGACAUUCCGGCUUUUUGUCUGGGGAGCUAUAUGUUCCAGUCAGAAUGUUGAACUGGCAACUAUAGCGACAUUUGAAAAAAACAGCCACUGUGUUGGUUGACAACAAACAGGUGGCAGCCCUAACACAGAAGAAUCUCAAUGAUAUAAAUUUCUCAGGACCUCUUAAAAUAUCGGUACGUAUCAUUUGAAACUCUUGUGACUCAUAACAAACGAUAGCCAGAGCAAGAAAGCGAGCAAAAGACAGCCUUGUUUAAUUAUGAUGACUACUUUUGGGUGAAAACGUUUGAUGGUGUUGUGGACCAUUCUUUCAUUGAUGUUGUUGAGGAAACAUUUCUGGCAUGUGUGUAACUUUGCACUACUCAUUCCUUCACCUUUGUUGCCAGCACUCCAUGUUGCACUGAAUGCUCUUCAAGUGCACAGGUAUUUACCAGGAUCCUGAAAGACCAAUAUUUCAUACGCUGACUUCACAAAUGUACACUGCGGCCGUACUUCCGCAACUGCGAGAGACAUACGGUGGCGUAAGAAUUUGUAUCGUCCACCACAGCCCAAGAAAACGCUGGAGUCAUCCUGAAACAUGCCGCAUAGUAUCUAAUGCAUUCUGGUCGAAACUUUUUUCGAAAUCUCAAUCACCCCUAAACUCUGGCCAAUCACGAUUGUAUCUUUGAGAUUCAACUGUACAUGAUAGUCUGAACCAAAUCAUCGCAGAUGGGAUCACAUACAAGGGCUACAGUGUAAUUAAGUGCUAGCAAAUGCCCUGCAUUAAGCUUUUCAGCCGGUCGCUGUCUUCACAGCAUGCUAAACGUUUAAGACGGAACAUGAAAACUUGCCUUAAGUGAAGUUCAGUGCGACCGGAAAUGUGUAGAGCUCAAGUUCGAUAUGACUAUUGUUAAUUUUUCAAUCGACUCGAAAGGCUACCAAGAACAUGUUCUUCAGCGGGCAGGAAAAUGAAUCCUGCAGCAGGUUUUGACAAGUAAUGGCUGAACACUUUCUUCGAGAGUAAAUCUUGGUAAAGCUGUUAAUACAGCACUCCCUGUCACAUGAGACUGCAAGGUCUCCCGUGAACAUGGCACUAUGUAGUAUUUAGAACUAUGAAUUCUAUUCUGAGCCUCAUCAAAGUCAUGCGCUUGAUUUCCAGUGAUUCAGAUUAGUCCAUGGCUUUCAUAUGGAAUCGGUGCUCUUGUCGCCUGCUGCAGAGCCAGUUCAAACAGAAUGGAAGGUUGUGUCUAUGAGUUGUGGAUACAUUUAGUCUUGUGGAAGGCGUGACAGUGCCUAGCUCCCAGGCUCUGGCAGUGCAGCUGUUAGGAGUGUAGCUUAAUUUGGAACUCCGUGGCAACAUUUCAUACGAAAGACUGUCAUCACAUGGCUUUGUAUAUGGUUGUAACUAGUAAGAGGUGGCCACAGCUUUUUUGCAAUGCUGGUUUAGGGUGAUAACUCACACUUGUCCGAUAGUGAUGUAGAGUUUAAUUAUAGUGUCAGGUAAGGUGCAUUCAAGAUGGCCUGCAGUAAAGUGCCACUAUGCAGAAAACACUAACACCGAGAGAACUAAUAGACCAUGCACGGACACUGAAAAAGGCUCGGUUCACAUUAUUUUACACUUCUGCUUUCUGCUGCAGCUUCACAUUGUGGCAGUGGGGUGGUGUAAUGAUGAGCAUGGCGGAGAUGGCGGGUGCAACAUUAACACUAUUUAUGGACUGUUCGUACGUAACAAGCUCUUUUAUGUGCAUAUCUUGUUCUGCGAGAUUGUGCAGAUUUCGACCGUCUAGCAUUCCGAAUUAUUUAGUAGCAAGGAUUGAGUGCAUUAUGUACAAGACGAGGACUGCGGUCUCGUACCAGCAAUGUUUGCCAAGUCCCAAAACAAGGAAACGCACUCCAAAGUACGCAGUCUUACGUCCAAUGACCAAAAUGCGCGAAGUUACUCAGUACGACCAUAAGAACUAGUGUCAGCAAAAUGGCUGUGCUCCAAUCGGAGACAUGGCAUCUGUGGGAACAUCAACUCAAUGCUUUGCUGUAAUACUCAAUUCAGAGAGCUGAAGAGGGGAACUCAGUUUGGGGAGACUUCGCACGAAUGGCAACAUGACAGCGUCACGUGAUCCAUUAGAUGUUACUAUAUGGUGAACUGCAGCUCCGUCCUACAGCGUGUCUAAAUGACGUGUUCAGCACAAGAAAGCCAGUACAUGCAGCUGCGUCUGGUUACCCCUUUAAGUGCCAAGGAUGAGGCUUACUUGUACACAGAGUUUUCAGCAAAAAUUGCCAGGGGUUAAAGACUUGCCAGACUGUAUUUGAGUGCUGCAAGCUAUAUUGGUACAUACCAAUGGUUUACAUGGUACCAUAGGCGUGCACACCGAGAGGGAGUGCAGGGGUGAGGGACAAAGGAGGCAAUGGCCCUCCCUGGCUUGCUGAGUGGGGCCACUAGUCUCUCUCAUAACACUUUGGUCAAGUAACACACUUUGGUGAACUUAAAGAGUGCGGAAUAGAUACGCAAGCUUUGCAUCCCUUCACUUUUGAUCAGGUUAUCCACGGUGGCUGUUUGGAAGGUAUGGCAGCUUUGCAGCUAGCCAAUAUGGAGCAAACACGAGGCGGCCGCGAGGGCACUUAUGGUAACGAGAAAGCCAAGGCAGCAGAGAAGCUUGGACCCUACGUUAAUGGGUUCCUCUAGCUAUGCACCAUCUGUGCGUGGUGUGUCAUUCUUGCUUUUACAUUCACGCACAUUUUUUCUGAAUUUAGUACCCACAUGUCAAUCAUGCCAGGAUAGUAUGUGCAAGCGAUAAAAGGAAAUGGCAUUUUCUAAAAGCUUCUUCCAAUUUUCUAACCGCCACUUAUUGGUUCAAGUUGUUGUUCCACCUGAAAGUUUGUUGUGCGAGAUUCGUGCGAUAUCUUUGCCAAACUGGGGUUGCCAUGUUCUGAGCCGUAACAAAGUCUUUCACGUCUCUCUGGAAGCUAUUCCAACCCACCACGCAUGCUUCCAGAGGGCACUCUUACCGUGUGUUUGCGCAGUUCAACCUCGUAUGUAGACUUGUAUGGAGAAGUUGUGAACACUAUAUGUGAGUGUUACAUAUAUACAUAGUGCUAUUCAUAUAUGCUUGUUGACUUCAGCCAAAUGUUAUUUUUUUUUGGCCCAGUGAGAAUAGAUUAGUAUAAGGGUUCAUUCACUGUUGCCGAUUCAUGUGAAUCGUGCCCUAGCAUUCUUCUUGGGGACUUCACGGUGGAGUGCUAACGUGCGUGCAUGUGUGUGUGUAUUGAGCUCGGUGUUGUGCUGUUGUUGUACGUGUCUUUCAACCAAGGAAUCGGAGAUGCUCCUUAAUUGUUGACCUACUAGUGAAACACAGGAAACAUCCGAGCUGUCUUCAAAAACAGCAUUGUGUUUCCACUGGAAUUUAAUAUAUAUGUAUUCUCAAGGCUUUAAAGAAAGACAUCUCAAUUGCUGGUAAAUUUCAUUAGAGUCCACCUGCUAUGUUAGGUGCUCCUGCGCCUAGAUUCUAAUAAUGACAUAUAUAUACGCUAAGAAACUUAUAGAUGAAACUUGGAAGUGAUACAAUUGAUGGCAUUCUCAGAUGAAGCUGUUUCAGUUUUAAAUUCACAUGGCAGAAAAAUUUAGGGGAAGCAUGCACGAAGCAUUUUAAUUGGCAGUAAAUUUACUGGUGGUCGAAAAGCUUCGCACAAAGGACAGUGAGUUGCUGCAUGAUGAACUGUACAGUGAUGAAGGAACUGACAGUUACUUUAACUUUGUCGCUUGACAACUUACCUUGUAGCAUUUAUAUUGUCAUUUGCGCAAAGUAUUUUAACCAUGGCUAAGUUCAUCCAGGUAAAGUGCCUCGUGCAAAUCACGCUACUAGUUGUCGCUUUCUCAACCCGAAAAAACGGCAUAUGUCUAGGGUGCCAACGUUUGGUGCUCAAUAUAAUACCAUCAUGGUGCAGGUACAAUCUGACCUCAAAACGUGCAAAAAAAAAGGCAUUGUUUUCAGGCAGGGUACAAUCAAGAUCGACAGCGCUUGCAAUCAUUCCCAAAUUUCUCAAUCGCAUAUACAUCAGCCACAGAGGGUUUGAUGUCAUUUAUGGAGCUAAUUUACAGCAAGUAAGGAACCACGUUUGACAAGAUGAACUCAGUCACCAAUCAUACAGACAACAGUGAAACUGCACAAUCAGUUGGUUGUCAUAAAUCAGCUGGCCGGCAAUCAUCAUCAUGAAAUGUUAGAGGCUAAGAACUGUAUCUGAACAAUCCAGGUCACAGUAUCAGCCUCGUUCCUUCGUGUUCUUGCUUUAACCCUUCAGCCGCUGUGCACACAAUUGGGCUUGCCAAUAUGCUGUCAAACCUCGAUGUAACGAACCUCGAUUUAACGAAAUUCGAUUGAACGAAAUUCGCGAUGUAACAAAGUUUUUCGCUCUAAGUACAACUUUUUUAUAUCGAGGUUUGACUGCAGUGCAUGAGAACUAAAAGCAGUGGGUAAAGUCAUUUAAAACACGUCGCAUGCAUCUUGAAACAAUUCCGAUGGGACUUGUGCUAUAAGUUCAAAAGAUAUACAUAAAGUGUUUUUAUAGAACAAGUUGGAAAGUAGACAGCUGGGUGCUUGCUCUUGAUGCCAAUAUGGCACCGCGAAGCUGUUCCACUUCUUUCAUUGUUUUUGCAAUGUUUUACAUCAAGCAUAUUGUUCAAGUGGAUGGACAGGUGCUUUACAAAUAUGCUACACAUGAGACAGUUGAUGUUCCCAUUAUCUGAAGUUCCUGUAGAUAGUUCUCGCACGGAGUCUACGUUCUGUAAACUUGACAAAACUCACAAAAAAAAAAUGACAAUUCUCAAUCUGUUCUGUAGAUGUAUGCCUUUUCGUAAUACUGAAGAUGCGAGAAAUGCAGUUAAAAUAAAUUUUUAAUGGAACAAAUUAAUUGGCGCCUGAAGGGAAGAAGUGACAAAAGAAAACAUGCUGUGAAACAAGUUCUCUUAACAAACGCCCCCACUGAUUCUGUGUGCUGUCAACAAUCGUGAGUGAAAAACAAUCUUCUGUAACCGUCGAACAAUCCUCCUCAGAUGCCGCAGUCCAGGCUGUAUCGAAUCAAAACUCCCACAAUCGUUUUGAAGACGUCGGUAUAUAUGCUAACUACUCGGGUGCCCAAUCAAUUUGCAACGCCAAGUUGCAACUGUCAUUGUAGAGACUAUCAGAAUGUGUCGUAAAGCACGCAAGCUCUACAAGAAGCACGUGCUUUACAGGUUGUCUGGUCACAAUGCCCCUCACAGAAAGCAAUAUAUAUAUACACAAAUAUACGAAGCCUCCCAGUGUUGUGUGUUGUGUGGUCAUGUGAGCUUCGCGACUGUGAACGUACGCAUGAGUUGUGUCUGCUUCGUGCCCUCGGCACAUUUCUAGCCUGAUGUUAAUGCGUGUGUGACCAUGUGCCAGUGUGUGCCGGGUGCAAAACAGGUAUGGGAUGAAUAUAGCCUCUGAAUUUUUUCUUCACGUGCUAGAUAGCUAGCUCAUGUGUCUAGCACUUACUCUCACUUUGUCGUGUGUCUAUGAUGGUGGUGUAAAUUUUAAGAGUUCCUGUACUGGAAGUGUUGUUGCUUUACUGAUGACCUUGUUGUAAGUGUGUCUUUGAGAGGUGCUUUGUGUUUACAUUUGUCGAAUGUUUUCCAGUUAUGGUGAAUGUACUAUCAUGAAGUUGCUGUUUAGACUUUGAACUGUUGCACUUCGAUCAGGUGAAUGCAAAAUUUAUUGCGUAUUUGAGACGAUUUCUUGUUUUAGCAGCUAUAUGGCACUUAAGUGUGCAUUCACUGGAGUGUGCUGUUAAAAGAAAAAAAAAAAAACUAGCUCAAUGGCAAAUGAUGAGUACAUGUGUGUUUAAUACUACUAUUCUCAUAUAGAACAUUAUGUUUAACGCUCCAUCUGCAGACAUGACAGUAGCAGGAGCAGUGAAUAGCACUUAAGUGUACGUUCCCCACUGCCCUAAGGUGCAGAAAAGUUUUGGAGUGAAAUGUUCAAGUCGAAAAGGUUCACCUUAACAUCCCGCGCAUUAUGUUAUGUCACGUUGCUUCCUUGAGUGCUGUGAAGGCACAGCUGCGUGCAAAAGAAAAAGAAGAAGAGCACCAAAUUCGCUGCAGACCUGCUAGUUUGGUGCUUUAAAGUGAUAAUUUGUGCAAUGCUGACGGCGUAGUCAACAAGAAUACAUUUUGCUUGCUAACCAUGUAACCACGUGUGUGAUGAGUGAUAGUCGGGGCUUUCAUUGUGUGCACUAAGCACGCGAACGUGCGACAUUCCAACAGAGCUACUCAUAGCUGCGUGCUACAGAAGAGCGAUGCCACCUACAAAAUAACAGCCUCGCCAUAUUGAGGCAAGAAAGUUGGCUUCGACAGGCGCUCUUCUGCACAGUUUAUCCUGCAGAGACAGAUGUGCGACAAUUGCAGCAGUAUUUACACCAGACAGCUUUCUCAAACUCUUUUUCCAUUGAAAGCAAAGUAAAAUAAAAAUAAAAAAGCACUACAACUCUGUCUCGCCGACCUUUGCGCCUAGAAUUCUAAACACACGGAUUGACAGUUCUGCAGAGUCGUUUUUAGAGAGCGUCGAAGGCGGGCACUGGCCGUUCGUGGCAGCCGACAAGACGUCAUGUAUAAACCCCGCCCAUUACGAGGCGGCAGAGUAGGAGUUUCAGCUCCUCUUAUUGCGUGACCCAGUCUUUCACUUACAGUGCCAAGAAGCCCCAGUUUUGUGCUCCGCGUCCCUCACAGCAGACCAAGCAAAGUUUUUUUUUUCUCGUGCGUCCCCUUGGCAUCUUGGGGGCCGCAUGCAGUGCACGCAGAGUGUUACACCACGACGCUGCAAACUUUAUUUUGAUGGCAUUUCUAAAAGCACGUCGACUCUGUAGUCGAAGCACAUACUGAAGGCAAAUUCCACUGGCUGACCUGGAGCAACUUUUCCUGCUCCACACCGGAUAACUUCUUUUCCCGCUGGUUCACUCAGAGUGAAUUCGUGCCUUGCUCUCUUCAUUUUGGAUCAAUUCAUUCUGCGAUGAAUUGCUGUUUCAUGCUCUGCCACUGAGGCAUGGAUUCAACCGGAAGUUCCACAGUGUGUUAAGUCACGUCUGCCAGCUGCCUACACCAAAUUUUACGGCGUUUCAGAGUGGAAGCAUAACAUUUUCCUCUCGGAGAUUUGUGAACAUGGUUGUAAAGAAUGAUCCGAGGAUUGAGAUGGCUCUUCCAAAACUGCCAGCGAAAUCAGUAAUAAAGAAAGUUGCAUCUUCUGAGGCAUACUUGUCUGUGUAGCAGUACAGUAUGUUCUCUUUAAAACAAAAGCUCUGCUAGGCUGAAUGAUUAUGGGCAAUGGAACACAGCUACUCAGUGAAUUAAGGAAUCUUAGCCUAACAGACAAGUAAACGAAAAGUGUACUUUAAAUGGACAAUGCUGUGACGUGAAAGAUGCACGACCACAAAUUUUUUUGUGAAAUAAAGUCACAAAAUCCUUCAGCAUUUUCCACCUCUGGUACAAGUUCCAACUGAUGUCUUUUGCUAAGGCUUACUUGAGAGGUAAAGAUGAGAAGCAAUGCUAUCGUGUACUGCAGAGAACUGUUUCGAUGGUGUUCACAGCGCGCACAUAUUUAAGUAAGUGAGGGACAGGCAGAAAGUGAAAGAAUGCUGCCGUAUUUUGUCACUCUAUUGCCUAUCCCUUAUUUUUUUGGUUAUGUAUGCGAUGUGGACAGCAUCGAAAUGAAGCGUUACCAAAACUUGCCCGAGCUUUCACAUUUGCAGAGAACUAGCUUUUUUUUUUUUUAAUUCUCACUUGUGAAUGACAGGCUGUGGAACUUUUUGCAUGACUCUGCACAUUCAACGUGCAGCGUAGAAGUUACCUGGUAAACAUGAGUAUCCUUGCUGAUUGAUGAUUGAAACAAUGGGACGAAGGAAAAAAGAAAUCACUAGAAAGAAUGACUGGCUGCCAUGCGAAAUAGGGUGCCAGCACUCGUGGUGAGACACUCUGCAAAACAAAGUGAUAGAAACAUGGGCUUUCAAAGCGAAAAAAAAAAAACAGAAGCUGCCUGCCAGUAUAGCAGUGUAGAUCGACAAGUAGUGCAGUCGAGCUAGAGUGUGGCGAUACAUAGGGAUGUCUUUCAAGUUGCGCUUACACCACACGGAGGCAAGAGUUUGUUCUUGAGGUGCCAGGACUUGUUUCUUGUGGUGCUAGACUGUCCGGUCUGGUGCUGGUUUAGUUUCUGAGAGAACGCAUGCAUUGUGACUUUACUGCUGGUGCUUUGGAAACCUGUUUCUUGCGUUUCGGUGUGGUCUGUAGGUAGUCCAAGCCACUACUGCCCCAUGUCCCCAAAGUUGUGUCGCCGGCGCUGCCAUUUGCAGACGUUCUCUCUCUCUCAAGAGAGAUCAACCUACUGGAAGAAUUUUACAAAUUCACAAAUUCGUCUGUACGACUAAACAAGCACGCACAAACAGAACAAAUGUGUUGUCUUGCAACGUUUUCAGAACAGUUCGAGCACAUGCCAUUUUACCCUGAACAACCCUUUCACCGCUUGCAACAACAGGAUUCCCACACCUCAAGAACAAUCCCAAGCUUCUAAAAUAAAGUGAAUUUUCAAAGAAAAUAGAAGUUAAGUGAUGUAUCUUGCAGUGCUUGAUCGAUGUCGAUAGUUGGGCAUUAUUCCACAAGCCAGAUGUAGAAAAUUUUGAAACGUCUGUGUCUCGCCUCUUUCCUUGUUUGAAAUGUACAAACAAAAUGUCUAAAUAAAAAUGGAGAGUGUAAAUCCUUUUGUUUUUGAAA